Polychytrium aggregatum is the source of this 9033-nucleotide messenger RNA. RefSeq lists its product as uncharacterized. Bases 1 to 9033 code for a protein of 3010 amino acids. Gene Ontology annotation, biological process: cilium assembly. NCBI's taxonomy places the organism in Eukaryota, Fungi, Chytridiomycota, Chytridiomycetes, Polychytriales. The transcript is spliced from 16 exons. The record is from RefSeq and is a predicted model, not a curated record.
AUGAACACGCCUUCGACCACACCGUACUCGCCUCUCAGCACGAUCCUGCCCAGGGGUCGUCCUGGAGCUAUCACAGCCAAGCAACAACCCGGCGAGCCCCCGACCGGUGAGCUGCCGUUCAUGACCGACGACAAGUUGCGUGAAUCGCUGGCACUUCCGGCGUUCCAGAGCGAGGUUGCGUUCAUGCUCAAAUGCAUCCAGAAGGAAUCCAAGGGCGGCACGUCGUGGCGGCGCGUCAUGCUCUCGCAAAUCACCCGCUGUCUGCAAAAGUACCAGCGGCUCCUGUCUCCUUCCGUCUACGAACAAAGCAUUGUCGAGUUUGGCGAGCAGCUUCUAGACUUGGAGAUUUUUGAAGAGAUUGCUCGUCGCGUGUGCUUUGCUCCCUUCUUGCGGCCAGAUGACGGCGCUGAUCUCGGCCCCAACCAGGCUGCGUCUCGCCAUACCGUUUCGCCGGCCACGGCCCAAGGCAUCCUGCGAAACAGUGCCGCCUCAGCGGCGGAAUCGACUACGAGUGGUUCGCAGCUCGUUGUGCACCACAAUCGAAAAACGCUUGUCUUUCGAUCACGCCUUGGCUCAGCCGUAUGUGAUUUUCGCCUGGCGAUAAGCAUGAAUCCCAGCCUCAGCUCCAAGGACUCGCUCGAUCUUGUGCUCAAGGCCUUAUGCGAAAUUCAGAGGGGUAUGCCGUUUCUCCUGUGGUCUAUCCUAUGUCUGGAAACCUACCCGCCACUCCUGAGGGCCUCGGAACUUCCGUGGCGAAUGGAGCUCUACGAGCUGGCAUUCUCGUUUUAUAUUGCAAUCGAUGCGGUCACCGAAGGUGUCGAGUUUGUCGAGCGCGCCUCUCGAAAAAUAAGUGAGCUCGAGCUCCUCGAGCAAGCCUGUCAUGACAAUCAACUCACAGCCGAGACAAAGGUAAUUCUCGGCCAGGCGAUAAAGAAACUGGCGAAAGUAUCCACGUCCAUGCGAUUCAAGCUCGCGCUUGCACCGGCGGCAAAUAUCACAGAGCUUCCAGCCAUCCUCAGCAAUUUGCUCAAGAGCUGCCAGGCAGCAUGUUCCACCGGAACCGAGGCAUAUCCAAGCACUGACAAUCCGCAGGGACCCCUGGGGACCAUGGAGACCUCCGAGAGCCAAGAAAACCUGCUGGCUUUCGUCAUCGGCGGCAAGAACCCGACACGAUCCACCGAUCCAGACGGAGCAAAGGCAUCUACAACAGCGGAUACAGCGACCGAGGCCUCCACUCCGGCAGCCAAGGCACCCACCAAAGGCAAGCGGACACGGCCUCCACCUAUCCCAGAAGAGUCCCCAGAAGAAAAACUCAGAAAGGCCGUCAAACUUGGCUUGUGCAAGAUUGUUGGUCUGGGCUCCAGCUUCGAAUCACAGCUGUCUAUUGCCAUCAGCAUCGUCCACAUGUUUUUGGGCCAAGCGCUCGAUAACCUGGUCACGGAUCGUUCAUACGAAGUCGUUAGCCCAUCGGAUUACGUCAUACAGGCGCUCCUGGAUAUCAGCACCCGGAUUCUAUUUGAGAUUCCAGAGUCUGCGAUCAGCGACGAUCUGCUUCAGCGGGUCCCGCACAGCUAUAUCGCAGCAGCAGGUGCUUGCGGGCGCAUCAGCAUGUUUGCUACCGAGGAUCUCAUCAACCUCUCGCGCAUAUUUUUCUACUACCGACAGUGGGAUCGUUUUGACGCGAUGAGGGCAUCGGGGCUGUCCAGUCUGCUGGCGCUUGACCCAGUAUUUUCGAGCGAACUGGAGCUGCGUGUUUCGAUCGCUCAAUUUCUGAAGGCCUCUCACUCAGCGCGCCACGUCGGGUUUGGCCCAGAUGUGCCUGUAACCGGUACCAUGGCCGAUCUGGCCCACCAUCGCCUGGUGGUCACCCAGCAUAUCGAAUUGGCAGUCAAGUGCGUGACGGCCGCGCUGCAGAGGUUUCUGAUGCAUGCGCACGAAUCCGACUUUUGUUCGGCCUAUUGCUUUGCCGCAGUGACAAUCUUGUGGAAGUUCAUCGAGCCAUACGUCCGCGACAUCCGCUUCCUGUCGGACGAGUACUACAUCGACGAAGAAAACGUCCUCGUCGACACGAUCAGAUUCAUGCACGAUGUUUUUACCGUCUUUCCGAUGAAGGACAACUUGUUCGCUCUAAAGGUCAGCAAGAGACUCUCCAUCAUUUACGAGUGCUGGGGACUCUAUUCUGAGGCGGCUACUGUCUUGGAAACGACACUACAGCGGAUCCACAAACUUCGCUCGUUCAUGGGCGAUGGUCGACUCCAAAAUCCAACAAAUGCGCCACGAUGGUGGGCCGGAAACGAGCAGUACUCUCGUAAUCCACGAUCGCAGGGCCUUGAAUUCUCGGAGCUCGACGUUUCUGCGGCGUAUAUCCGCUGCAUGCUCAAGCUCAAGCGAAAGUGGCUUGCAGAGGCAGAGACUGUCGGAUCGGCCCCACCCAAGUCGCGAUUUCAUGAAGUCACGCAAGCGAUACCACGAAUCGGCUGCAACAUCAUUCUGGAGACCGUUGCCAUACUAUCCUAUGUCGAUGUCUUUGAGGAUAAACAGCGCGAAGAAACAGUGGCACAGCUCCUGGACAUGGCCUAUCAACUUCUCCGGACGUGCCCCGUUGGGAUACAGAGUGCCAAUAACGCCAACCAUACCAACGGCACCACCGGCUCCAAGGGCUCCAAGGGCACCUACAACACCAAGGGCUUCAACAACACCACCAAAGCCUGCUGCAGCGAUCUCGCUUCGGUCAGAUCAAAGAAAAUGCGCGAAAGAGUGCCUUGUCUCAUCCGUCAAACCCCAAGCUCGCUGAGCUUGAUUGUUUCACCCGUCGCGGGUAUGAAGGGAGAUCUCUUCCAGCUGUUUUGUAAAUCUGCCGGACCGGGGAUGCUCUCGAUAAGUUGCAUGGACUAUCUUGGCACAGGAGAGUCUUUCUCCACAUCCAAUGGACCCCAGGAAAUCUGCAUCUCGGGACUGACUCCGAACCAAGCCUAUGUCGUCGGAGUAUGCCAAUGCAAUUCAGCCGGCACGCCGAUCGGACCGAUUGGGGCAUCGACACUACCUCUGGUCACCACGUUUCCGCUGCCAGCCAAUCUUGCUUGGGCCUACAUGGCCCAGCUCGCAUUUGCAAAGGGCUUCAAAAACAUUGCAAUGCUGGCGAUGGAGCAUUUUUGGAGCAUAUUUGUGGCAUCGACUAUCGACUGCGCCCAGCUCAGGGUCCUCCAAUCGGCAAGUCUUCAGGACCUGUUUGUGCUGGACAGAGCUGCUCUUGCCGCUGCAUCACCAAUCGAGAUUGUGUCCUUCAUUCAGCUUAUCCAUGCGUCCUGUGAAAGCGAGGCAUCGCCCAACGAGGGCACCCAUUUCCAAAUUCUGUACGGCACCCAAACCCUAGAGUGUGAGCUCACGCAUUUGAAAAUCUGCCGCAACUAUCUUCUCGCCAUUGAGCUCGCAGCCGCGAUCCAGAACGACGAGCUUGCCGUGACCGCGGCGGUGCUUUGUUACAAGUACCUUUCUGUGCUCCUGCAAGCACACAAGCUCAGUGCAUUCAUAUUCCACGCCCUACGCAUCGGUCACGAUACGCUACUUCGAUGCUCGAAUGCCCUCGGGAACGACCGCGCGCUUGUGCUCUCCGAAGUCUUUGUGCCCCUGACCUUCCAUCUCUCUCGAAAUCAGCUCAUGACCUCGUCAGCCGAGGCUUCGCUCUCGAUCGUCCACUCUUACUGCCAUACAGACGACUUGCGUAUCUGGAACUCGGCAGCCCUUGAAAACCAGUGGCUUGGCUUUGUCCAGAAGCCCAAAGCCAUCCGAUAUGGCAAGCGCCGGACGACCUACCACGCCGACUUUUUCUAUCACGCUAUUGUCUCGACCACAACAAACUACGCGCUGGGAUACCAACGAGCGUAUCGCAGAGUGGAUCUCUUUUGCGAGUACCUCGAGGCCUUAUCGGGUCGUGGGAGUGGCCUCAAAUUGGUUUCAAAGGAUACCGAAGUAAAAGACCGCCGGUUCCUGGAUAUCCAGACAACGAUGCGAGAGAUCAUGUCGGUAUUUGAGGGCUCUGGAAUCGAGGGAAUAAUGCAAGAUUUAACUCGUUUCCAGAAGAACCCACGAUAUUUAGAGAUUGUCUCCAAGCUCUGCCGGCUGUGCUUUGAGAGCGGGCACGCAGAGUCGGCAGCAAAAGCUCGGGAAGACGAUCAAGUUUCCAUCGGCGCAGCGUCGAGCGGCGUCGACGGCGAAGCCAAAGUCCUGGACGGGAGUCUAGCCACCCGCCCGCUCCGAAUGGCAGCUCGCAUGGCAUACUUUGGCGGUCUCCCGCCAGCCGAGCGUGAGCGCAAGGAGCGAGCUUGUCAGGUUCUCGAUCAGCUGCUUUUGUCUGACAAUCCGAGCCGAGGCACUGCCAACUCGGAACAGAUGAUCACCCGGAGCAUCUCGGAGGCUCUCCAAAGCUUCGCCCAGGCGUGCCACCUAUCCUUGCGCUCUGGGUGCUGGCUCAAGCUUAUCGAAGCAGCCAAAGAUCUUUGGGACACAUUCUGGGCCUUUUACAUCCGAAGAUUGAUCUGUAUUCCAGGCACAGGAUGGGAGCAGCAUCUAUGGCGAGCCUUCUACGUGGCCGCGGUGUCGCUUCUGGAUAUGCUCCAAAGAGUUGGUUUCAGCACCGAGCCUGAGUUUUCGCGAACGAUGACCAGUCAGCAGUAUUCUCUCGAGGUUCACCCGGCAGGCCUUGCCGAAAUGAAGCAUCGCAUAUCCUGGCGAGAUCGAGAUGGAGUGUCGCAGUCGCAUUUCCUCGAUCUCUGGUGGUGCCGCCAGAUCGUGGUGUACUCUGUGCAUCUUCUCAGAAUCUACCAGAAGCAACAUCGGGCAACAGAAAUUGUCAAUGUUUUUGCGGACGCAUUCCCAGGCUGGAAAUCUACCGCCUUUGUUAAUCACAUGCAUUCACAACCACACACUCAGCCACUUUCGAGCCCGAACGACUUGAUGAUGCUUGCCAUUGAUCAGGGGCGAUCCCUGUCGAUCUACAACAAAAACUCCACGCUCAAACCAGAAAUCGCGCUCUCGGAUGGAGACCGUGACACACUACUUCACGAUAUAACCGAGCGUUACCGCAGUGUGCUUUCUCCGGUUACUGGGUCAGAGAGCCGUCUGUCCCUUGAUCUCCAAGCGCUCUCUGGUAACGAGCUCGGUGACUUUCUCUAUGCGCAGAAGGAUAGUGCUCGCUGCGGCGCGGCUUGGUUCUCAGCCCUUGAUGCCCUGUUUUGCGCUCGCCACUCCAUCAAGAAUCUUCCGGAGCUCCUGGAUGCAUCUGUUCUCCAACGUAUCGGCAGCAGGAAGAAUGCACUCUUGGCGACUAUGAUCCUCGUCAAGUUGGCCAUGAUCACUUACUACGGCAGAUUGAACAAACAGCUCUAUCUAAUCCGAAGCGCGGGGACGCUGUUGAAUAUUCUCCUUCCCCAGUCUCGUGAGCUGCCAUUGUUUGGACUGCAAACUCCCAAGCUCGGGGAUAAGAGCGAUCUCGCAUUCUGCGAUCCGAUAUUCUUGGAUCAGUUUGUGUUUCCGCCGGCUGAAACGGUUGCGCUGCUGAAGCUGCUGGUGAUGAUGCUGUGGGAGAUUGAGUUCUACGAACCUUGCUUUGGGGCGCUCAGGCUAAUGGAUUAUAUCACCAGUGAGAUUUGUCCGGAUAGCAAUCUCUCGGCCGAGGCGACAUUGCUGCGGAUACGAACCUUGAUAAGAAUGGGUUACGUUGCCGAGUCAUUUGCAUCUCUGUCGUCGAUACUGACCGAGAAGCGGCAAAUUGUCAGACUUCCAACCCAUCCGAGUCAGACCCGGCGCGACCCUGCUGUUCUCCAAACGGAUCCGACGUUCAGUAACACAGACUCGGUCUUUCACCCGGCAAAUCUCAUUGUCCUCGACAGCCUUCUCAAGACACCGCUUCACGAUUAUCUCAAGUCCGGACACGAUCCCUCCAUCGCCAGCGAGACAGUUCUGGCUUUCGCCGAACUGAUCUUUGAGCUCGCUAGCAAGCAACGAGAAGCUCUAGCGAGUGUAUCCGAUAUCGGUACUUUGCUGAACAAGAGCUGGGCCGACAUUUCAGCGACUGUAGUCGAUGAACUUGUGUCGGUGGCGCCUUCUUCGUCCGAGGCACUUCUUCAAAGCCCAACUCAUCGCGCCAGACAGCUUCAUCUUGAGCACACCCAGCUAUUGGAUUCGGUUAGCGCCUUUGCGCUCAACGCUGUAUCGCUAACAGAGGAGUAUCUUGCAAAUCAAGCAUCGCAAUUUUCCGACCCAGCCCUCCAUGUGAACUGCCUUGAAUUGAAGUCGCGAAUUCAGCACACACUCUACAAUGAUGCGGUUGGUGCCACGGAGAGCAUUAUAGCAGCGCAGAGCCUCCUCAAAGCCUCAGAGCGACAACACCCGCUUUGGCCAGUCCUUUGGCUGAAUGCUGGCUUGUCACGGAAUAUCUACGAGUCUGCCACAAAAACCGAAUCGCUUGAGGCCCUAUGGUCACAGUUCGAGAAGCAGGCGAAUGAGUUUCAUUCCCACCACCAUCUGCUUUACUCAUUCACAGCAAGACUGCAGGACCUUCAGCGCAAGUAUCCACUGUUACUUGACGAGAAGCUCAAGGAAACCAGACCCGUGAUCGAGCGAAUGUUGCAAGAUGCCGAUGAAUGGGUCGACAGACGCCAUCAUUCGAGGCUGAUGUGGGAAUACGCUCUGUCACUUGAGCUGUUUCAAGAGCGACUGCAGCCUGCUGUUGAGCUGGAGCGUCGCUUUGUUGCGACAUCCGCCGCGGAAUACGACCACGACCAAACUCCCAGCUCCACGAUUCACUCGGACAUCUUGAACUUGAUUGUUCAAAGCAAAGUGCUCACCUACCGCAGCGAGCCUGACGAGAAUAUCGAUGCUUUCGUCGACGCAUCGGCAGCGAAAGGAGACUAUAUCCUCUUGGUGGGAUCCCUUAUCCGCCAAGAGGAGCGAGACAGGUAUAUUCUCGCCGCACGCAGGAUCAGCGGGGCACAGAUUGCCGAUAUCGUAAGGCAGCUCAGCCACUGCGAGAGAACACUACAGCAGCACAUCGAUACCGACGAUGCCGAACUUAUGACAGCGGCAGCCAGGUCAUAUGCUUCCGUACUGGCCGCCAUCGAAUCCACGCUCAUGAGCGGCAAUGUCACGCUGCUCUCGGACCGCCCGCCCCUGAGCCAUAAUAGUCUCCAAACGCUGUUGGGUGUGUUUGACCACCAAGCGAUUUUGCCGGAGAAGGUCAUUCCCCAGGACUCGGGCCGCUUCCGCCUCAUCUUUGACAUCAUCCGCACCCCCAGCGCCUAUGGAAGUGCUGCAAACCAGGCGCACAUGAUGAUCCAGAAGCAAGAGCAAGAAAUCAAUGAAUUGAGGGCCCGAAUCCAGAACCUCAGCCUGGCUCUCGGCGACCCCGACACUCGAGAGAAGCUAAUUGAGGAGAACAAUCGCCUGAAAAGCCAGCUGAACGACUCCCAAGAAGAAACGGAAUCCCUCAGGCGGAGUUUGGAUGCCGCGAACUCCACCAUCAAUCGGCUCGAGUACGAGAUCAACUCUCUGCGUACAAUCAAUCGCACCAACCAAGAAAUCGUCCGUACGCCGUUGAAGAAGUCGACUUCGCUCAACAGCCUGUUCGAACUCGACUGUGGAGAGGUCAAACACGGAGACGAGCACUUGCGUCGCUCGAACUCAGUUGGAGAUAUCGUCACGGAUGCCUUCGACAGCCGAGCGUUAUAUUCGUCGACAUUCCGAAGGUCGCAGAGUCGGAGGGUCUCGGCCGACUGCCUUCAAGCCUCCACACGGAGCAUGAACUCGAUGGAGCUCAAAUACAGGCGAGUGUCGGCCGACAACAUUGGCAACCUGUCGAUCGGCUUUGAGCAGCUAUUAUCGAAUGGACAUGGAGACGAGAGCCUCGUCAGUACCUCUCUAUGGAAUCCGGCCCAAUCGGAGGAUGAGACUUCACAGCCGCCUCCAAGAAAGAGCCAGGGUCCGGGCACUCUUCAAAAUUCCGUCUUUUCCCAACGUGUUCCGUUGGCUGGAGCUCGCAUGGCGCUGCAAGAUCCGAACCACAGCAUGAUGCCGAGCUAUGACGACGACUACUCUCUCGACUUGAUGGAAGCCAAUCAGUCGUUUUACCUGGACGAUCCGUUGAUGGAAAACAGCGCAUACAUCAACCUCUCCAAUUAUGUGCACGACGACAGCCUCUCCACUUCAUCGGGAGGGCUGCAGCGAAGUCGGAGGCCCGACCGCCCAAGAGGUUUGAGUCGACUGAACCGAUCGAUUCUGCUUGGCGACGAUGGCCAGGCCAGGAGGCCACCGGAUUCAUCCACAAGUGCAGUAGCAGCCCAUCCCGACAAUGUCCAGAUCCCGGCGGCUUUUGCCGACCCAGGCUACGUGUUUCCACAGUCUGCUCCUCAGAAGCCCAAGCGAUACAGCGCUCCUGGUCACGGAUACACAGCCGAGGAGAUUGCUGCCGCUGCAGCAGCCGAGGGCCCUUCGAAGAUCAAGCACGCUCGGUCGUCGGAGCUUGUGUUUGCUGCUCGUGUGCCAUUGCAGGCCGGCCAUGGCUUCGAUGGCGAGGGAGACGAGGUUUACGCUCGACAGCAGCACCAUCCGUUGUCUCGGAGUCCUCAGGCAAGCCACACGACGAUUUCUUCUCCAGCCACCGAAGCCCGGUCAAGUUCCCGGGCCGAAGUAAUGGAUGAUCUUGCAGGGUCAGUGGAAGUUCCUGUGGUUGUCGGCUCGCAGGGCUCGGAUCGAUCAUAUUUAGAACGAUAUAACGCUGAACGCAGAAGACAGAGCGAGGUUUCGGUGCAUACCGUAAGCCCAUCCGAACAUCGCGAUAAACCUAUGGGCCAGAAUGAAUCGCCUGCACUCGAUGUGCGCGACCUGGUCGCCCCGCACCAAGUUCCCAGCGGAGCAACACCUCGAAACUACAAAGAUAUAUCGGCGAUCUUGGCACGCCAGCAAGAACUGGAGGACAAGACCAAGUGGCUCGAGCAAACCGUGCUCAGUCUGCUGAAAAACCAUCGGGCCAACACUUGA